Molecule: messenger RNA, 1782 nt
Organism: Seminavis robusta
Lineage: Eukaryota; Bacillariophyta; Bacillariophyceae; Naviculales; Naviculaceae
Source: the annotation of a GenBank genome assembly
AAAACAAGCAAAUCACGUCACCUCGUGACCUCUCUCCAACCACCUCUCACUGGCAGUGGCAAAGCAAGCAACACUUGUGCACUGCUGCACCCCUGAGUUGAGUCUUUAGAAUAGGAAGCAAGCCAUGAGUAUGGCCGAUCCAAAAGAGCCAUCCUCGGUCAAACAGAACGAAUCAAAUGGUUCCAGCGAGCAGCCAAAAGAAGCGGAUCAAGCCGAAGCCAAGCGCAGGGGAUCUCAGGCCUCAAGAGGAGAAGAGAAAAAAAGGCAGAAACCGGCCAGGAACGAUGGCGUCUCGUGGAAUCUAAUACCGCCGGGCCCAGAUGAACCCAGGGAACAGAAUCGACACGGAAAGGUCUACUAUUAUUGCGACCACUGCCAGUUUUGGGCACUCCAUCAACCAGGACAGGGCAAGAAUUGCAAAAACAAGACUGUUACCGCUGCAAAGGGUCAAUCUACCAACUCCAUGAUAAAUCAACCGAAAGUCGAACCAAUUACUAACAAGGAACAUGAUACCCCUCCGACACUGCCAAAUGCUGGAUUGAACGAGCCCUAUCACGAGAAUGGCAUUGCAGUCAAUAUCGCUCGCUUCUACGACGGUCUUUCGCGAGACUUGGCCACCCGAUCCCAAUCCAAACUCUUUUAUAUGCGAAAUUUUAAUGGUUGGGUCAAAUCGGUACAAAUUGAAGAAGUCCAUCCCAGAUACCGUGGGAUGCUUCGCGUCUUGGACUUGGCAUGUGGCAAGGGAGGUGAUUUGGCCAAAUGGGCAUUCCAUUCGCGUUGUGGAAUCGUCAACUUUUGUGGUGUGGACGUUGCCAGAGCAUCUCUGCAGGAAGCAACACGACGCGCCAAUGGACUGCCUCCUAAAAAGUUGCCCAAAUGUUCCUUUGUCUGUGCCGAUCUGGGUGCCGAUCGGUUGGGGAGCCGUCAACCAUUAAUGACUUGGACAUUGGGAGACCCAGCCGAACGAAAACGCCACAAACACGACACUCAUCCAGAGGGAACAUGGCUUCCAGGAGGAGGCGUAUCGGGCCGCGACAAGUUCGAUGUGGUGUCUGUUCAAUUUGCAAUUCACUACAUGAUGUCGUCCCCCGACCGAGCCAAACACUUCUUUCGGGAAGUCAGUCAUUUGUUGGAACCUGACGGUGAAUUGAUUGUCACGACCGUGGAUGCCGAAGUUGUUGUGGGCCAUUUGAUGAAGCUGAGACGUAAGCCCUCAUUUAAAGACGACAACAAGGGGGACGAAGAGGACAUUGUGGUUCGCCUGGGCGGUGGUGCUUGUCGAUUGGGGUUUCAGAAGAAUGUCGUCCGUCGCCUAUUGCAAGGUUACAGCAACUCCACUCCCGCUCAAAUCUGCAAUCGAAGAGACCUCUUUGGUUUGGAAUACACCUUUUUGUUGGUGGAAGGAACGGACCAUGCGGCUGGACUGGGCAAUGCCGUGGAUUUGCCCGAAUGGGUGACACCACUCCCACUGUUAGUGUCGUUGGCCCGAGAGGUGGGGCUGGAGCUGGUCUCGAAAGAGAACUUUCACGACUUUUACUACAAUCGAGAAGACCCGGAUAGAAACCGGCAGGCGCAUCAGGCUUGGGCCAAGAUGCAGAAACGAAAUGGAGGUGGAACCGUGUCGGCUGAAGAGUGGGAGAUCAUCGGGCUCUAUUGCGCCAUCAAGUUCCGAAAACUGAGGAAUAGAUGAGUUUGAAUUGUGAGAUCAGGUUUUAAUACUCGACGCAGAGAUGCAGUCCCUUUCUAGUGCUAUCGUCGCUAUUAUGCAUAUUUAUAUUAUAU